AUGACAUACAAGAUACCUGGUGAUUUCAAGUUUCUAGAACAGGCCACUUUCGAUGGAUCCGGCGAUCCUCGAGAGCAUCUGCUAAGCUACCAAGCCAAGAUGCAAGUUUUAGGAGUUCGGGACCCUGUCAUGUGUCGCGCCUUCCUGCCCAUGUUAAAAGGCUCAGCACAAAGAUGGCUGGUGGCAUUGCCUCCGGGGUCGAUUCACAGUUUUGAAGAGCUAGCCGAUCGUUUCAUGAGCCAUUACGCGGCCAAUAUCAAACCACAGAAGGAUCUAAUGCAUUUGGGAGACGUUCACCAAGAAGAAGGUGAGUCCUUAAAAACCUACUUGGCCCGCUGGCAGAAAGAAAUUCAAUCUAUCGAAGAGGUCGAGGACCAGACCGCGCUCACCUUCUUCAUCGAGUCCUUGCGAUCCGGACAGCUAUACCGGGAUCUGUGGGAUAAUCGCCCGACCACCUAUGCGGAAGCCAUACACAUGGCCAAUAAGAGGGCUAACACGGAGCAGGCCAUAAAGCACAAACGACAGCAUGAAGUUGGAGGAUCUACCGGUGGAAAGAGAACCAGGGCGCAAGUCAAGGAAAGGCAUCCGGAAAUGGCUCGGCGGCCCGAGGUUAGGCGUCCAUAUGAUAAGCCCACCGUACAUUCCUAUAGACCGGCUCCUGAGCGUCCGGUACAUGAGGUACAAGCAGUCGCUCCACCUCCGCUCCCGCCGACUAACGAUCGCGCGAUGAACGAAGAAACAGGUAAUGCCUCUAAAUAUUGUCGUUAUCACAAAUCUUACACUCACAGCACGGAAGAAUGCUUCUACUUGAAAAAGAUCAUGGAAGGAAUCACCCAACAAGGGACCUCGCCUCCUAAUCAGUGGAGGCGGAGGUCGGCGGCACGGGAGGGUAGUGACCCCGCAGUCGCCGCCGAGAGCAGUCGCGGCAAGCAGCCAGUGACCGAGGAAGAUGAGGCGUAG
This is a messenger RNA of Ipomoea nil (Japanese morning glory), 960 nucleotides long. RefSeq lists its product as uncharacterized. NCBI's taxonomy places the organism in Eukaryota, Viridiplantae, Streptophyta, Magnoliopsida, Solanales, Convolvulaceae. The coding region runs from base 1 to 960 and encodes 319 amino acids. The transcript has a single exon. The record is from RefSeq and is a predicted model, not a curated record.